Anisakis simplex (herring worm) is the source of this 774-nucleotide messenger RNA. NCBI's taxonomy places the organism in Eukaryota, Metazoa, Nematoda, Chromadorea, Rhabditida, Anisakidae. The record is from the annotation of a GenBank genome assembly.
CUGCUAAUCACUACUACUAUCAUUUCUGUGCGAAUUGUAGCCAUCUCUGAGCCCCAAAAGCCGACCGUUGAAACAACGUCGAUAUCGAUCCAAGAAGGAACUAGCGUUACGAUAGCUUGUUCGAUACAAGGCGCGUCUGGAGAGGAGUUGCAUUGGCGUAGAGCCGAUGAUCAGUACAUGAGUUUUGAUGCAUCCGAUGAGAACGGUAUACUGACCAUUUCCAAUGUGAAAGUAUUUGACGCUGCCGAGUACAUCUGCUAUACGUAUGACCGAAUGACCGGUGAACGAAUUGACUCGGAACCGGUCAAUCUUGUAGUAACACCUUCAGACGAGGAAAGAACCGAAGAAGAUUUGUUCGGUGAGGACCGAGAGCGACCACAACCUGAACCUGAUCAGGAACCGGAGCCUGAGCCUGAACGUGAACUUCCAUUGGAACCAGCUGUAGAACCGAAACCAACGAUUGAGAAGUCAACCGUGACAGUUGAUCAGGGUGAGACGAUCACCCUGAAAUGUUCCAUUCCGGUUCGAGACAGUGAGACGAUUCUACAUUGGCGCCGCGCUGACGGUCAAUCGAUGGGAUGGCAUAUUACCGAGACUGAUGGCACACUGACAAUCGAGAACAUUCAACCGUCGGAUGCCGGGGCGUAUAUCUGCUCGGCUGAAGAUACGGAAACCUAUGAAAUAGUUGACUCAGAACCAGCUCACAUCACUGUUCUGCCACUAACACAACAACCCAGUACGUUUUCAAUUUCACUUAACACUUAUAUUUACUAA